Messenger RNA from Jatropha curcas, 924 nucleotides. RefSeq names its product mediator of RNA polymerase II transcription subunit 20a. Gene Ontology annotation, molecular function: transcription coactivator activity. Lineage: Eukaryota; Viridiplantae; Streptophyta; Magnoliopsida; Malpighiales; Euphorbiaceae. The record is from RefSeq and is a predicted model, not a curated record. Gene Ontology annotation, biological process: regulation of transcription by RNA polymerase II. Gene Ontology annotation, cellular component: mediator complex.
UUAGAGAUAUAACCCGAGACGUGGCUAGACAUACGACGUCGUUGCUUCAUAUUGUUCUCCUCUCCGGUCUCACCUCUGCUAUUUUUCAGUUUUCGCAGCAGACGAUGCCAGUGAAAUGGGUUUUGCAUUGGCAACCGAAUGCGGGAACAACCGUGAACACGCAAAUCCUCAAUGAAGUGUCGCAGUGCGUGGAGAGCAUUAACGGAGUUAAAGAAGGGAGGUGGAAAGCUACUCUCACCUCCUAUAAACCCAUGGUUCGAGACCAGUCGCAAAUUGCGGAAUUCCCACGAGAUUUCUUGGGGAUUUCUCUGCCGGAGCAGCCAAACAAGUACUAUUUCAUGAUCCGGGGUCAAAGGCUCGUUGUGGAGUCAGAUUCAUCGAUUCAGAACAUAAUGGAGAAACUUCAGUCUUACAAAUCCAGGGUCGCGCUUCUUUUUGAGGGGUUCCAGUAUCAACUUGGGGACUUUCAGUUGAGGGUGGGGAAGGUUGUUCCAAGUCAUUCUGAGAACUUGAGAGGAAUUGUCAUGGAGGUGGAGUAUCUCCCCAUAUCCUCAAUGGAGAAGGGAAGGCAAGUCAUGGAAGAAUUUUUUGAUAUAUGGCAAGAGGCAAUCUCAAAAAGAUCAUUACCUGGUCAUUUUAUGCACAUAGAACCUAACUUUGCUGAGUAUGGUCUGUUGGAUCAGUAUAGUUCACAACACACAGCUGUGCAGUAUGCUACUGUUGUGGCUCAACUGAUUGCAACACAGUCGGUACAAGCAACUAGAAAUUAGGAAGUCGUUAUUUGUACUUUUUUUUACAAUUAACCACCUCUUUGGAAGUUAAAUACGAUUGCUUUGCCAAUUUCUUAACUCAGUUGUUUAUCUCAUUUGGUAUAUCAGUGAGAAAGAUAAGAUCUAUAAACCUGAUUAGAUGCUUUUUAUUCAA